AUGGCGAGUGAGAUGCCUUCUCUUCUCCAGAGGAGAGCAGUUCUCAUUGGAGACCACUAUGAUAACUGGUCUGACAAGAUUCUAUGGCAGAUGAGAAAACUAGGAGCCUCUAAUAUAAUGGAGGUCAAAAGGACACAGGGCCUGUUUCCUGCGAUUUUUAAUCUUGCCAGCAAUGCUCACAUCAGCACCAAUGCAACCUGUGGUGAGAACGGACCCGAGAUGUUCUGCAAACUCGUGGAGCACGUGCCAGGCCGUCCAUUGCGGAAUGCACAGUGCCGGAUCUGUGAUGGCAGUAGCACAAAUCCCAAAGAACGCCAUCCGAUAUCAAAUGCCAUUGAUGGCACCAAUAACUGGUGGCAAAGUCCUAGUAUUCAAAAUGGAAGAGAAUAUCACUGGGUCACAAUCACUCUGGAUUUGAGACAGGUCUUUCGAGUAGCCUAUGUCAUUAUCAAAGCUGCUAAUGCCCCCCGACCUGGCAACUGGAUUUUAGAGCGUUCUCUUGAUGGCAUUAACUUCAGUCCUUGGCAAUAUUAUGCAGUCAGUGACACUGAGUGUUUGACCCGCUACAAUAUAACUCCACGACGAGGACCACCUACCUACAGAGCAGAUGAUGAAGUGAUUUGCACCUCUUAUUAUUCCAGACUGGUUCCACUUGAACAUGGAGAGAUUCAUACAUCUCUAAUCAAUGGUAGACCAAGUGCUGAUGAUCUUUCACCUAAGUUGUUGGAAUUUACUUCAGCACGAUACAUCCGCCUUCGCUUGCAACGCAUUCGAACCCUCAAUGCAGAUCUCAUGACUCUCAGCCACCAUGAUCCUAAAGACCUGGACCCGAUUGUCACAAGACGAUAUUACUAUUCAAUCAAAGACAUAUCUAUUGGAGGAAUGUGUAUUUGCUAUGGCCAUGCGAGUAGUUGCCCAUGGGAUGAAACUACAAAGAAACUACAGUGUCUAUGCGAACAUAACACAUGUGGCGAGAAUUGCAAUCAUUGUUGUCCUGGAUUCCAUCAGCAGCCCUGGAGACCUGGGACCCUUUCAUCUGGAAAUACAUGUGAAGAAUGUAACUGUCACAAUAAAACAAAAGAUUGCUACUAUGAUGAAAAUGUUGCUACUCAAAAGAGAAGUUUGAAUACUGCUGGAGAGUUCAGAGGAGGGGGAGUUUGCAUAAACUGCCUGCAAAACACCAUGGGAAUCAACUGUGAAAAGUGCAUUGAUGGAUAUUACAGGCCACACAAAGUAUCUCCUUAUGAGGACAAUCCUUGCCUUCCCUGUGACUGUGAUUCCCUGGGGUCCCUCAGUUCUGUCUGUAUUAAGGAUGAUCUACAUUCUAACUUACACGAAGGGAAAUGGCCAGGACAGUGUCCCUGCAAGGAAGGCUAUGCAGGAGAAAAAUGUGAUCGCUGCCAGUUUGGCUAUAAAGGUUAUCCAGUCUGUGUCCCCUGUGACUGCAAUCUGGCUGGCAGUGUGAAUGAGGAUCCGUGCUCAGAGCCAUGCCUCUGUAAGGAGAAUGUGGAGGGAAAGAAAUGUGAUCGCUGCAAGCAGGGAUUCUAUAAUCUGAAGGAAAGAAACCCACAGGGAUGCUCUGAAUGCUUCUGCUUUGGCGUCUCGAAUGUUUGCGACAGCCUUUCUUGGCCAAUCAGUCAGGUGACAAAUAUGUCCGGGUGGCUGAUCACUGACUUGGUGAGUCCAAAUAAGAUCUCAUCUCAGCAGGAUGCCCUGGGUGGGCAACAUCAGAUCAGCAUCAACCACACAGAAGUUAUGAAACAUCUGGCAUCCAAAUAUUACUGGUCAGCCCCAGGGGCCUACCUGGGAAAUAAGCUGACAGCCUUUGGCGGCUUCCUGAAGUACACAGUAUCGUAUACUAUUCCAGUGGAGAUGAUGGACAGUGACCUCAUGUUUCAUGACGAUGUCAUAAUCAAGGGAAAUGGAAUCACUUUAAGCACCCAGACUGAAGGCCUAUCUUUGCAACCUUAUGAGGAGUAUUUCAAUGUGGUCAAACUUAUUCCUGAGAACUUCAGAGAUUUUAAUACCAAAAUGGAGAUAGAUCGUGACCAGCUAAUGACAGUCCUUGCCAAUGUGACACAUCUCUUGAUCAGAGCCAACUAUAAUUCUGCAAAAACAGCUCUGUAUAGGUUGAGUUCGGUCUCCCUGGACACAGCCAGCCCUAACACUAUAGACCUGGCCCUGGCCACUGAAAUGGAGCACUGUGAAUGUCCCCAAGGCUAUGAGGGCAUCUCUUGUGAGUCCUGUCUUCCUGGCUAUUACCGAGUGGAUGGAAUACUCUUUGGAGGCAUUUGUCAACCCUGUGAAUGUCUUGGACAUGCAGCAGAGUGCGAUAUUCAUGGUGUUUGCAUUGCCUGUGAGCACAAUACCACAGGAGAUCACUGUGAGCAGUGUGCACCCGGCUUCUAUGGAAAUCCUUCCCAGGGGACUCCGGGAGACUGCCAGCCCUGUGCCUGCCCCCUUGCCACUACCUCCAAUAAUUUCAGCCCCACCUGCCAUCUUGAUAUUGAUGGAGAGGAAAUGAUCUGUGACCAGUGCGCCCUAGGAUACUCAGGAACUUGGUGUGAGAGAUGUGCAGAUGGUUACUAUGGAAAUCCAACUGUGCCCGGAGAAUCCUGCAUUCUGUGUAACUGCAGUGGCAAUGUGGACCCCUUAGAGGCUGGGCACUGUGACUCAGUCACUGGAGAAUGUCUACGGUGCCUGGGGAACACAGACGGUGCCCACUGUGAAAGAUGUGCUGAUGGAUUCUACGGGGAUGCUGUGACAGCCAAAAACUGCCGUGCCUGUAAAUGCCAUGGAAAAGGCUCCCUUUCCAACAUGUGCCAUCAUGAAACUGGACUCUGUGCCUGCAAGCCAUACGUGACAGGACAGCAGUGUGACCAGUGCUUGUACGGAUAUUACGGGCUGGACUCAGGGCUUGGUUGCCUGCCCUGUAACUGCAGCACAUCAGGGUCCACGUCAGAUGACUGCACGGAAGAAGGCCAGUGUCACUGCGUACCAGGUGUGGCUGGGAAUAUAUGUGACAGAUGUGCACGUGGCUUCUUCGCAUUUCAGGAUGGUGGCUGUACACCCUGUGACUGUGCUCACACUCAGAACACCUGUGAUCCCCAAACAGGGGAGUGUAUCUGCCCCUUGCACACCAGGGGUGUGGCCUGUGAGGAAUGUGAGGAUGGCUACUGGGGUCACGACCUGGAGCUUGGAUGCCAGGCUUGCAAUUGCAGUAGUGUGGGCUCAGCCAGUCAUCAGUGUGAUGUGUUCACUGGACUUUGCCAAUGUCAGCCUACCUUUGGGGGACCAAGCUGCAAUCAGUGCUCUGUGGGUUACAGGGACUUCCCAGAUUGUGUGGCCUGUGACUGUGACCCAAGAGGGACAUUGCCAGAUACCUGUGAUCAGGAACAGGGUCUCUGCAGCUGUGCAGAAAAAACUGGAACCUGCUCAUGCAAGGAAAACGUCAUUGGACUUCAAUGCAGUGAGUGCCGAGCUGGCACCUAUGCCCUCAGCUCUGACGAGGCCCUUGGGUGCACCCCAUGCUUCUGCUUUGGGUUCUCACAGUUGUGCUCAGAGUUGGAGGAUUACGUGAGGACACCAGUUACACUGGACUCAGCUCAACCACUUUUGCGUGUGGUUUCUCAGAGUAAUUUGAGGGGCACGAUUGAAGGGGUGUAUCUGCAGGCUCCAGACAUUCUCCUGGAUGCUGAGAUAGUCAGGCAGCACGUCCAGGCAGAGCCGUUUUACUGGCGGCUUCCAGGCCAAUUCCAGGGAGAUCAGCUCCUAGCCUAUGGCGGAAAACUGAAAUACAGCAUAGCUUUCUACUCUUCCCAUGGAGUUGGCACCUUCAAUCUUGAACCUCAAGUGCUCAUCAAAGGAGGCCGGACUAGAAAGCAAGUCAUUUAUGUGGAUUUACCUGCACCAGAGAAUGGAGUGAGACAAGAGCAUGAAAUAGGAAUGAAAGAGAAAUUUUGGAAAUACUUUAAUUCUGUGUCUGAGGAAGCAGUCACACGCUCAGACUUUAUGUCUAUUCUUAGUGACAUUGAAUAUAUACUCAUUAAAGCAUCCUAUGGACAAGGAUUACAGCAAAGCAGAAUCUCAAAUAUUUCAAUGGAGGUUGGCCAGAAAGCAGAAGCUCUGCAUGAGGCGAAGGAGUCGGCAUUCAUGAUAGAGAAAUGUAUCUGUCCACCUGGCACAGCUGGAUUAUCUUGUCAGGACUGUGCCCCUGGUUACUACAGAGGAAAGCAUUCCUAUGGUGCUGACAGAGGACCCCGCCCUCUGCUUGCCCCUUGUGUGCCUUGCAGUUGCAAUAACCACAGUGACAUAUGUGACCCUGAGACUGGAGUAUGUCUGAACUGCAGUGAUAAUACUGCUGGAGACCAUUGUGAAGUGUGUGCUCCCGGGUACUUUGGGAAGGUGACUGGCUCUCCUGGGGACUGCUCUCUCUGCACUUGUCCUCAUCGACCUCCUGCCAGUUUUAGUCCCACUUGUGUCUUGGAAGGUGCUCAUAAUUUCCACUGUGAUGCUUGUUUACCAGGCUAUGAAGGACAAUAUUGUGAAAGGUGCUCUCCAGGUUAUUAUGGGAACCCUCAAACACUAGGUGGCACCUGUCAGCAGUGUAACUGCAGCCCCAUAGGCUCUCUUCACAGAGACUGUGACCGUGAUUCUGGGCAGUGCAUCUGCAGACCGGGGGCUACUGGGCUAAGAUGCGAGGAAUGUGAACCAAGGCAUAUUCUAAUGGAAAGCGAUUGUGUGUCAUGUGAUGAUGAAUGUGUAGGCGUGCUGCUGAAUGACCUGGAUAAUAUUGGUAAUGCUAUCACUUCUGUGAACCUCACCAGCACAAUCCCAGUCUCAUAUGGAAUUUUGUCAAAUCUGGAAAAUAAAACAACAUAUCUCCAGAAAUCCUUAUUAAAAGAAAAUGCACACACAGAACUGACAACAAUUCAACUUAAAACCAUUACAGAAGAGACAAAUAAUCUUCAAGGAGAGCUUACUAAACUAUCAACAGAAAGCCAAUAUGUGACCAAGACAACUGAGAAAGUCUUCAACAAGAGUCAUGAUCUCCAGAUAUUUAUUGAGAAGCUCCAGAUACACAUACAAGAACUCAUUGAAAAGGCAGCAACUCUAAAUCAAACCUUAGAGGGAGAUUUCCAACUACCCACUUCUACUCUUCAAAAAAUGCACAAGAAUAUUACAGCUUUGGUGGAAAUUAUCCAGAAGAGGCAUUUCAUGGAGUUGCUCCAAAAGGCCAACCUUGAACUUAAGGCUGCUGAAGAUUUAUUGUCACAGAUUCAGAAACAUUACCAGAAGCCACAGAAAGAGUUGGACAUAUUAAGAGAAGCUGCAAGCAUCCUUUCAAAACACAACCAUGAACUGCAAGCAGCCACGGAGCUUGUGAGAGUAGCAGAGGUGAAGACCCAGGAAAGUGGUCACCUGCUGCUCAUUGUCAGUGCCAACCUACGAGAAUUUAGUGAUAAAAAGUUGUUUGUCCAAGAAGAACAAAACUUGACCUCAACUCUAAUAACCAGAGGGAAAGGAUUAAUAGAUUCUGUCUCUGAACUUGCAACUGCUAUGCAAAAUACUCUGACACAAUUGGAGAGUCACCGAGAUGAGCUACUUUUGUGGACUGCUAAGCUGAGGCAUCAUGUAGAUGACCUAGUCAUGGAGAUGUCCAAAAGAAGAGUACUGAACCUUGUGUAUGGAGCUGAGGACCAUGCAGCUGAACUCCAGAAACUAGCUGGUACUUUGGAAAGUGACCUUGGAAACGUCAAGUAUGUGUCCUUGAAUGCAACCAGUGCAACCAAUGUCCAUUCCAAUAUUCGGAGAUUCAUCGAAGAAUCAGAGAAAUUGGCCGAAGAUGCUCUUAGUACUGUGACUAACACAAAACUGUUCUCAGAAUCGCUUGCUGCUGAAGGGAAAGUGGCUCUCCAGAGCAGUUCCACAUUCCUGAGAGAAGGCCACAGCCUGAGCAGGAAGCAUCAAGGAAUCACAUUGAAACUGAGAGAAUUGAAAAAUAUGGCAAACAGAUUUCAAGAAGCUGUUGAUAAAGUUACUAGGCAGACCAAUGAAUCACUCUUGAUGCUCAGAGAAAUUCCUGAAGGUGCCAGAAUCAGGAGAACUAAAAUCAAAGAGCUGGCCAUAUCUGCAAACCAGAGCGCUAAGAACACUCUCAAGGGCAUUGUGGGAUUAAGUCAGAAGCUGAUGAAUACAUCAACAGGCCUGUCUGGAGUCAAUGCCACCUUGCGAGAAGCAAGGCAGUUUCUGCAGGAUUCCUCCGUGACCACUCUAUUAGCUGGAAGAAAAGUCAAAGAUGCUGAAACACAAGCCAACCUGUUAUUUGACCGUUUGAAGCCUUUGAAGAUACUAGAAGAGAACCUGAGCAGAAAUCUCUCAGAAAUCAAAUUGUUGAUCAGCCAAGCUAGGAAACAAGCCGCUUCUAUUAAAGUUGCUGUGUCUGCAGACAAAGAUUGCAUCCGGGCCUACCAGCCUCAUAUAUCUUCUACUAACUAUAAUUCCAUAACACUGAAUGUUAAGACAAGUGAACCUGAUAACCUUCUAUUUUACCUGGGAAGCAGCACCAGUUCUGAUUUUCUGGCAGUGGAGAUGCGAAAAGGGAAGGUGGCCUUCCUCUGGGAUAUGGGCUCUGGAUCAACACGGGUAGAAUUUCCUGACGUCCAGAUAGAUGACAACAAAUGGUACAGCAUUUAUGUAACCAGAUUUGGAAAUAUUGGUUCAUUGAGUGUAAAAGAAACAAGCACAUCUCAAAAGCCACCAGCAAAAACAAGCAAAUCUCCUGGACCAGCUAAUGUUCUGGAUAUAAAUAAUUCAACAUUGCUGUUCAUUGGAGGACUUGGAGGACAGAUCAAGAAGUCUUCUGCUGUGAAGGUUACUCAUUUUAAAGGCUGCAUGGGUGAAGCCCUCUUGAAUGGACAUCCAAUUGGUCUCUGGAACUAUGUGGAAAGAGAAGGGAAGUGCCACGGCUGUUUUGGAAGUCCGCAGAAUGAAGAUUCUUCCUUCUAUUUUGAUGGAAGUGGGUAUUCUGUCGUGGAGAAGACACUUCGGACUACUGUAACUCAGAUAAUCAUGCUUUUUAAGACCUUUUCACCUAAUGGGCUUCUCCUCUACCUUGCUUCAAAUGAUACUAAAGACUUUUUGUCUGUUGAACUGGUUCACGGCAGAGUUAAAGUUACAGUUGACUUAGGCUCAGGACCUCUUGCUCUUAUUACAAACAGACGCUACAAUAAUGGAUCCUGGUUCAAAAUAGCUUUCCAGAGAAACCGAAAGCAAGGUCACCUAGCAGUUGUUGAUCCAUAUGACACCAGCUACAAAGAAACCAAGCAAGGUGAAACUCCUGGAUCAUCUUCUGACCUCAAUCGUCUCAAUAAGGAUCCGAUUUAUGUUGGUGGAUUACCUAGAACAAGAAUAUUAAGGAGGGGUGUUGUCAGCAAGAAUUAUGUGGGCUGUAUCAGAAACCUGGAAAUAUCCAGAUCAACCUUUGAUUUACUCAGAAAUUCCUAUGGAGUGAGAAAAGGCUGUAUACUGGAGCCUAUUCGAAGUAUUAGCUUCUUGAAAGGCGGCUAUGUUGAACUACCACCUAAGUCUUUGUCACCAGAAUCUCAAUUGUUGGCAACAUUUGUCACUCAGAACAGCAGUGGCAUCAUUCUGGCUGCCCUGGACAAGCAAGGGAAAAAAAAGCAGCAGGAUCAUAUGCCUUUCUUUGCCAUCAUGAUGAUUGAAGGCCACAUUGAAGUGCACGUUAAUGCUGGGGAUGGAACAAGCCUGAGAAAAGCUCUCCUGCAUUCUCCCACAGGCACUUACAGCGAUAGUCAAGAGCACUCUAUUUCUUUGAGGAGAAAUGGAAGAACUAUCACUGUCCAAUUGGAUGAAACACAUCCUGUAGAGAUGAAGAUGAGUUCAUUAGUAGAAAGCAGGACCAUAAAUGUAUCCAGCCUGUACAUAGGGGGGGUUCCAGAGGGUGAGGGGACACCCAUGCUCAAGAUGAGACAAUCAUUCCAUGGUUGUAUUAAAAACCUGAUCUUCAACAUGGAGUUGUUGGAUUUCACCAGUGCAGUUGUCUAUGAACAAGUGGAACUGGAUACUUGCUUGGUUUCAGCGAGGCCUGAAUUGGCUCUUCCUGGAGCAGACAGCCAGCUCCUGCUGGAGCCUCAGCCUUUACCAAACCUGGAACAAUGUGCAGCAGAAGCUGUCCCAGACUACGUUCCUGGUGCUCACCAGUUUGGCCUUGCACAAGAUAGCCAUUUAAUAUUGCCUUUUAAUCACUCAGCUGUCCGAAAGAGGCUGUCAGUUCAGCUUCACAUCCGAACUUUUGCCACCAGUGGUCUGAUUUACUACAUGGCUCACCAGAGCCAAGUUGACUAUGCUACACUGCAGCUACAUGAUGGGCGCCUCCACUUCAUGUUUGAUCUGGGGAAGAGCAGAACAAAGGUCUCCCACCCUGCACUGAUCAGUGAUGGCAAGUGGCACACGGUCAAAACAGAGUACUAUAAGAGAAAAGGCGUCAUGACAGUUGAUGGCCAAGAAUCUGCCACAGUGACUGCAGUGGGAGAUGGUACCACAUUGGAUGUGGAGGGGAAGUUGUAUCUUGGAGGCCUCCCCUCUGAGUAUAGGGCCAAGAACAUUGGAAAUGUCACCCAUAGCAUCCCUGCUUGUAUUGGAGAAGUGACACUGAAUAGCAAACAACUUGACAAGGACAGCCCAGUGUCUGUGUUUGCGGUGAGACGGUGCUAUGUAGCAGCCCAGGAAGGAACUUUCUUUGAGGGAAGUGGAUAUGCUGCUCUUGUGAAAGAGGGCUACAAAGUCCGAUCAGAUCUAAACAUCACACUGGAGUUCCGCACCUCCUCCCACAGUGGCGUCCUCCUGGGGAUCAGCAGUGCCAAAGUGGAUGCCAUUGGACUAGAAAUUGUUAAUGGCAAGCUCUUGUUUCAUGUUAACAAUGGUGCGGGGAGGAUAACAGCCAUCUAUGAGCCCCCAACUACCUAUGCUCUCUGCAAUGGAAAAUGGCACACGCUUCAUGCUCACAAAAGUAAACACCGCUUGACUCUGAUCGUUGAUGGAAAUGCAGUUCAUGCUGAGAGUCCACAUACCCAGUCUACCUCUGCAGACACCAACAAUCCUAUCUAUGUUGGUGGUUACCCUGCUGAUGUAAAGCAAAACUGCCUAAGCACGAGAACAGCCUUCCAUGGAUGCUUGAGGAAGCUUACACUGAUGAAGGGCCCACAGGUGCAGUCGUAUGACUUCAACAGAGCCUUUGAGCUCCAAGGAGUUUUUCCUCAUUCUUGUCCUGGGACAGAGUCCUGA
This is a messenger RNA of Suncus etruscus (white-toothed pygmy shrew), 9306 nucleotides long. It is a transcript of the gene LAMA1, whose product is annotated as laminin subunit alpha 1. The coding region runs from base 1 to 9306 and encodes 3101 amino acids. Gene Ontology annotation, biological process: regulation of cell adhesion; regulation of cell migration; regulation of embryonic development. Gene Ontology annotation, molecular function: extracellular matrix structural constituent; signaling receptor binding. The record is from RefSeq and is a predicted model, not a curated record. Gene Ontology annotation, cellular component: basement membrane. The transcript has 63 exons. Lineage: Eukaryota; Metazoa; Chordata; Mammalia; Eulipotyphla; Soricidae.